GACAGACAAACAAGAUGAAACUUUUGAAACAGUUCUGACGAAAGCAGAUCUUGCUAUCUACACACACAUUAUCUAUCUCGAUGUGUGCCCGGACAUCGUACGAACAAGGUGUGAGGCAGACAUGAAAAGCGGAAAACGUAUACGAAACAUGAUCAACACCAACAUGUUGGACUCUACUACUACUGGCAGGAGAGAAAGACAGAAACUGCAAGAAUGGAUCAAGUUUGAGAAGGAACUUUUGUUGAAAGCUUUUGGUGAAGACAGAGUCGAGAUUCUGAAGGUCACGAGUACUACAGCCAGAGACUCGAAAGACCACGAUUUGAUGUUGAAUCCUCACCUUACGUCGAAAUCGACCAGCAUCUCUGCUUUUCUUGGUGCUGGAUUUCCUUGUACAACGACUGCGAAGGGUUAUUUCGGGCGUGAUGAUCGUGUGGUAGAUCCAAUAUCGAAGUCUUUGUCCACGGCAAGAAGAGCAACAGACUUGCAACAAGUGAUAGAAACGCGACUUCUCACCUUGCACCAGAAGCAGAAUUCCGAAGUGCACCUGGAACAAAAGCUAGACGAAGUACUUCCUUCAGGAGGGGCUGAUGUUGUGCUUCUGUUUGAUGCGGACCGGACGCUUUCGCCUUCAGAUACGGGAGCUCUGUUUUGGGACAUCGUCCAACAAGACUUGAACAAAGAAUUACGUGGUACUACUACCUCCACUACAAGAACCACUAGCACGUCGCCUCUGAAAAAAGUCUUCACCCAAGAUUAUCACUACGGGGAGUUUUUACAAGCGGCAAAGCUGUAUCAAGGUUGCGCUGAAGGAAAAAAUAUCUACCCCGCUGCAAAGGCCGGCGAAGAGCACUUCUUGGAACGACGAUGUAAUCUCAACCAGCAGGAAAAGCUACCAGAAGCGCUAAAAGAUGAUGAUGAGCAUUCAAGUAGUACAGGCUCGCCGGGUCGCUGUUCUUGGACCACUGCCAGCAGUAAAUCCAGAGAGGGAGCAGAACAUGAGAACGACCCCUCCUCUUCACCACCUUUACUUUCCUACGAAGAAGUGUGUCACGUAGUAGCUGGCAAAGUCGACCUGUACCCUGAACUGGAAAAACUUCUCAAUUCCGUUUCCGACAUCAACAUUGUUGCAAAAAAUUCUAGUCCAGCAAAAAGUAUUGCUGUUGUGGUAGUUACCUGCAGUCCUAAAGACGUGUGGGAUCUGAUUUUGCGUGAAAGAUUCCCUAGUGCUGUGAAUUUUAGAGUGGUUGGGACGGAUCUUGGAGUAAAUGGAAGUAAGCCCUUGAUAGUGGACCAUCACGUGAAAAAAUUGGUGGCGGAAGGGAUGCGGAGAAGGAGUCGUACCUAUCUUAGACCUUUGGUUUUGUUUGAUCUGUACCUAAAAACACGCUCGCUGGUUCUUCCGGAUUAACGACUAGGACUAGAAGGCAAGGAUCGUGAAACGACUUGUCUUGUUGUGUUCAUCAUCAGGAUAGUGAUCCUAGUGCUGUUAGUCUUUGGGGAUCGGGAUCGGACGAACUUACUCGGAUCAGGUUGAUCUUGACCUUGAGCCAGAUCUACUAGUUUAUUUAUGAUCUUCAUCCUCACAGUAUUCAAGUUUGUUCAAAAAUCAACAAGAAGCAGCCAUAUCAUUCCAUCAUAUGUCAUGAUGAUUCCCCAAUUCGACAUCUCAACAGCCGGGUGCCGAAUUGUCUCCUUUGGUGACAGCGUCUUGGACGUGCCGAUGCUGAUGGCGUCAGAUUAUGGUUUUGCAGUCGUCAGUUCCAGUCGCUCUACUGCAUUUCCAGAUUCGUUGAGAGAAGUCCAAGACAAAGCUGCCUCAGCACAACAACACUUUGGCCAGCAAGGCAAGAUCAAGAAGUUACAACUAUCGAUGCCACAAGGAGGGAAUCACCAACACCUCCGCUCCAAUAUCGACUUGUUCGAUUUCUUAGAAAAGGGUACAAUUAAGGGUAGGUUAAAGGUGCUUUUCUUACCGCUUUUUAUGCCUCUCCUAAGGGAGAAAGGCAUAAAAAGCGGGGUAAGCGAGCACCAAAAACCUACCUCUAAUACAAUGAAGGACGUGAAAAAAGCGGUUUUUGGAGGUCUAGAGAAACUACUGCUGAAACGAGAACUUGAGUAUUAUUCGGAGGACUUGGAGAAGAACGAGAUGACGAACAAGACAAAGGCACCAAGCACUACUAGCAGUACCGCCAAUGGAUCAAAAACCGUUCAUCAUAUUAACUCAACCUCGACGACAUCAACCCCGUCGACAACUGUAACGACGACAUCCUUAUUAGGGUUAUCCUCUUCAUUUCCUCGUCUCCUCUUCGAUGGCACUUCUUUUCCAAGUUGUCAAGAACUCUCUACUAGGAUGCGCAAUGCAAACUGCAACGGCCCUGAUCUCCUCUCGGUACACGAAGAAGCGGGUAAAUUUUUGGCCGAGAAGAUUUUAGACUGCUGUAUUGGAGUCGAGCACUGCGAAAUCCCACAUGUACAAGGUCGGAAGGCUACUGGGUUUGCAGUGCCUACGACGAAAAUCGCUGUUGUGGGGAUCAUGCGAGCGGGACUAGGAUUGGCAUUAGGAGUGUGGAAACGUCUAGGGUUAAGCAGUGCAUUGGCGGGGACAACUACGACCUUGGAAAACAACAGCACAUCAGCGAAUCAGAACAAUGUUAGUCUAGAACUCUUGAAAUACCCUAAACAAGAACUAGUGAAUCGCGAAAAAUCGCCCUGUCUGUCAGAUGAUAAGAGUAUCAUAGUGUUCGUAGAUUCUGUGAUUAACAGCGGCAAAACAAUUAUCGAGUUUGUGGAGCACAUAUAUGAGCAGCGGCAAAAAACAGGUGUGGCACAGAUAGAGGAACUGAAAAUCAUCGUCACAACCGGUGUAAUCCAAGCAGAAAGCCUGAGUGAAGGCAGUGAUUUUAUGCAGCGCCUGCGAAACAUGAAUGUGGAACUCGUCACGUUACGUGUAUCCGAAAACAAAUACAAAGGUGUAGGACAAACUGAUACAGGCAAUCGUAUAUUUAACACAGCGUAAAAUUCGCUGAACUACUACUAGGAUUAGGAAUAGAUAAGUAGUAUGUACUUACGUAGGACAUAGGAGUGGAUCAUUUCUAAAAGAGGUGGACAUAAGAUGAUACUUAGAAAAAGUAUGAUACAAGCGUCAGAAUAUGUGAACUACUCCUUUCGAGUAG
Amoebophrya sp. A25 is the source of this 3173-nucleotide messenger RNA. NCBI's taxonomy places the organism in Eukaryota, Dinophyceae, Syndiniales, Amoebophryaceae. The record is from the annotation of a GenBank genome assembly.